AUGGGUGUCCUGGAGCAUCAAGAACCAACAAUAGAGAUCAACGGCCUGAAGUUCACGUAUCCAGGUAUCGACGGGCACCCACCGCCUGGGUCGAAACCUCUGAUAGAUGAUUUCUCUCUCACUCUCAAGUCCGGUGACCGGUGCCUUCUCGUUGGAUCCAAUGGCGCUGGGAAAACGACAAUACUGAAGAUAUUGGGAGGGAAGCACAUGGUGGAGCCUCAAAUGGUUCGCGUGUUAGGAAGGUCUGCUUUUCACGACACUGCUUUGACGUCCUCCGGUGAUCUCUGUUAUCUUGGAGGAGAGUGGAGGCGAGAUGUUGCUUUUGCUGGGUUUGAGGUUCCCAUACAAAUGGAUGUUUCUGCAGAGAAAAUGAUAUUUGGUGUAGCAGGAAUUGAUCCUCAGAGAAGAGCUGAACUGAUCAAGGUAUUAGAUAUUGAUCUGUCAUGGAGGAUGCACAAGGUUUCUGAUGGUCAAAGAAGAAGAGUGCAAAUUUGCAUGGGUCUCCUUAGGCCAUUUAAGGUUCUUCUUCUUGAUGAGAUAACAGUUGACCUUGAUGUGCUGGCAAGGGCUGACCUUCUGAAGUUUCUAAGAAAGGAAUGUGAAGAAAGAGGUGCCACAAUAAUUUACGCAACACAUAUAUUUGAUGGAUUAGAGGAGUGGCCAACACAUAUUGUGUAUGUGGCUCAUGGGAAGUUACAGUUAGCAAUGCCAAUGGCAAAAGUCAAGGAGAUUAGUAAUUUAUCACUUAUGAGGACAGUAGAGAGCUGGCUGAGGAAAGAAAGAGAUGAGGAGAGGAGGAGAAGAAAAGAAAGAAAGGCAAGUGGUCUUCCAGAAUUUCAAAAACAAAUGGAGGGAAGCCGAGUUACUGGUGAUCCAUCUUCUGCUGCUGUUCGUGCUAUGAACAAUGGUUGGGCUGCUGGUAGACUGCACUCAACCAUUGCAGGUGAAGAGAACUUCUUCUUAAGCUCAAAUAGAGUUUUGAGACAGUAGGCAAAAUAAUUCCGAUAAAACAGUUAGUUCAAAAGGUCCCCGUUUGUUACACAUGAUCUCAAAUUGAUUCGCAUAUCCUUGAAGUAUGACUGGCAAGUGGCAAGUUUGUUCACAAGUUUUUCUGCAGCAAACAUUUGAAAAAGAAAAAUAAAUGCAACAGCUUGUAUCAUUGUAUUCAUUUAGUUAAAAUCCAUAUGCAAUGGAUGUAUGAUUCAUUAUGAAUAAAUAAAGUUGUCAAUGUUUGUCUUCUA
Molecule: messenger RNA, 1241 nt
Organism: Hevea brasiliensis (rubber tree)
Lineage: Eukaryota; Viridiplantae; Streptophyta; Magnoliopsida; Malpighiales; Euphorbiaceae
Product: ABC transporter I family member 20
Exons: 7
Coding region: 1-990 (329 amino acids)
Molecular function (GO): ATP binding; ATP hydrolysis activity
Source: RefSeq, a predicted model, not a curated record